AUGGACCUACUCGAAAGCAUUGUUACAACUCGAACAGUGCACGUCCGAGACGGUGAAAUGGAUCCGGCUGCUGUGCUUGUUUUCUCCACGGAUUUGGAGGAGAGGAAGGAAGCCGCGAAGCGCAUGGACAUGGAUGUGGAAUUCGCGAGCAGCGCUCUGGAAGACAAGAAUGAUGAUGGAAACCUUAGAACGACGUUCGAAGAAACCUUAAAAGCAGAGCAGACGGAGUACUUUUUCCGCGUCUUGCCUUCGCCUGCUUGUGGCGUGGUGUCGCACGAGCAAUACGUCAAAACAAUCAACCAUGUAGCAAAACACGCGAAGUUUCCGCCUCCUGGCGCAAGCAGGAGCGAAGCAUUCUCUAGGGAAACAAUGCAUCCUCGAUCGCGAGAGGAAAUUUUGGAUCCGUUGGCAGUACAACUAUUCUCUCCAUCGUCUUCAUGUCGAACAGGAGGAGCUCGUGACCAAGAUGCCGACAGCUCGUUGUCUUCCUUACUACAAGGUGAAGCUGCGGCUUCAACUGCUACCUUACUAGAUGAGCUUGCGGACGCAGCUGGCCUGUCUGUUGCUGACGUUGUGAGCGACUUGUCAAUUCGAGAUGCUUCGGCGUGCAGUGAAGACGAGUUAGGAGUGAGUAGUGGAAGAAGACGUCGGGACCUGUUAUCGCAGAUUGAGCACUUGUUGGCCG
Messenger RNA from Amoebophrya sp. A25, 685 nucleotides. Lineage: Eukaryota; Dinophyceae; Syndiniales; Amoebophryaceae. The record is from the annotation of a GenBank genome assembly.